This is a messenger RNA of Meloidogyne enterolobii, 135 nucleotides long. The record is from the annotation of a GenBank genome assembly. NCBI's taxonomy places the organism in Eukaryota, Metazoa, Nematoda, Chromadorea, Rhabditida, Meloidogynidae.
ACAUGUAUGAACUUGGAUGGGACAUUGAGGAUUAAGUUAGUCAUCCUUCCCUUGUACAAAUUUCCGACAAUCGACAACAACCAAAUACCUUUAAUAUCCUCGUCAAUAAUAUUUUUAAAAAAAUAUGCUGAAUAA